Molecule: messenger RNA, 3421 nt
Organism: Eurytemora carolleeae
Lineage: Eukaryota; Metazoa; Arthropoda; Copepoda; Calanoida; Temoridae
Gene: Ypel
Product: protein yippee-like 1
Exons: 6
Coding region: 1-414 (137 amino acids)
Source: RefSeq, a predicted model, not a curated record
AUGUACAGAAUACAGAUAACACUGAAAUAUUGCCAUAUUGUCGUCUUCCAUUUUCCAAGUUUUUUGGUUCACACAGGAUUGUAUUUUUUCAGAACAUAUUCCUGCGUGCACUGUCGAGCACAUUUAGCUAAUCAUGAUGAACUCAUCAGUAAAUCAUUUCAGGGGAGUCAAGGGCGUGCCUAUCUCUUCAACUCUGUUGUGAAUGUUGGGUGUGGUCCAGCAGAAGAGAGAGUUCUUCUAACAGGACUCCACGCUGUGGCGGAUAUCUACUGUGAUUGCUGUAAGACGACAUUAGGAUGGAAAUACGAACAUGCAUUCGAGUCCAGCCAGAAGUAUAAGGAGGGGAAGUUUAUUAUCGAACUGGCGCAUAUGAUUAAGGAGAAUGGUUGGGAGAAGACGACCUCUGGAACGUGAUAGAUUGAUACAAAGUUUAUACCCCUCACUCAUCGUAGAUAAAAAGAAUUGAACUGCUUUGAACACAUACAGAACGAGAGAAACCUUAGAAAACGGAAAAUUUCGCACCAGCCCUGCCUGUAGCUUUAGAAAUCAGAAACCGGUUAUUUAAGUAAACAGAAACCAGUUUUAAACCAGUUUUGAACCAGGAUAUCACGUAAUUAAUAAGAAAAUACUUUACUAGUUAUAGUUAGCAUAUUUGUUGACUUUUAUACUACUAUAGUAUACUAGAAUGUACAGAAUUUGAAUGGGGUUUACUUAUACAAAAGUACAUAUUGAACAUUUUUUGGUAUCUAAUUCCUCGUUUUUUUCCCUUAAAUAUCGGUAGUGGGGGGGGGGAUAUUUCUAUUUAUAUUUGCGAAAAGAAAUGUUAUUAAAUAGAUUUAAGAAAUUUAUGACACACAAUUUUUACUAAAACCGUGUCUCUUUAGUCCCUUAUAGCGGCUGUUCCUUGUAAAUAGUAGGCAAACUUUACAGUGGACAAUCAAGCUCUCAGACUUUUGUGGUGAUUCUUGUUAAAAAGAUUCUUGCGCUUAAUAAUUGUGGCAGAAAAAUUAAUUUAUGCCACUUUUUUUCUUGUUAAAUCGUUCCCCCUAUUUAUAAUGUAGAAUUUUGCUAUUCUUUCCUUAGACUGAAAUAAUAGACUUUUUAGAUAAAAAUAGUUUUCCUUGAUUUUGCCAAAAGUCGCAACAUGCUCCGAUCUCUCCUUUAAUAAUAGAAAUUUUCAAUACAACGUCUUUCAUCGAAGAGAAGGUAUAAACAUGUGCGGAAUCGUAUUUUUUUCUCUUAUGGUCAUGGGUGUCAAUAAAUAUACACCUGGAAAAAUAUCAAAGCAUUGUUUCGGCCUAUACAAUAAACAUCUAGAAAAAUAAACAAUUUUAGAACUUUUGAAAUUCAAUCAAAGUGUUUUCUUUAAUUUGUUUAGUUAUAAAAAAUUGGAAUGAGACAUCUUCUAGAAGGCUUUGAGGAUUUGAUUUAUUAUUUUUGUUCGGACGUUUUUUCUUAAACUUUGCAUUUCUCGUCCAUUGCAUAUUGUUAUGCUCUAUAUGUACAUGUUAAUUACUUGCUUAUUCGCUAGUAUUUGGUUUUUAUACGAAUGUAACUUUGUGUAGAGUAAGAAAAUAAGCUGUAUUGUUCUAAAUUUAGAUAAUUCUUAAUCUUUUUGUACUUACUACAUGGUAUCCUACCAUCCAAUUAUGCUAAACAUUAAAGGUAUUGUUUACAAAUUUUGAAAAUACACAAAUAAUAUAAAUCUAUCUUUUUGGAAUGAGGAAGACAACUAAGCCAAUCUUAUCACCCAAAAGUAUUAGAGAGUCAGAUUCAUCAAUCUAGAAGAAUAUUCAUGAAAUCCACGAAACUUUCUUUCAAAAAUCCAAAAAUGAUCUCGAUAAUUCUAAUUUUAAGUGAUGAGAUUGGCGUAGCUGCGUACCUAAUUUGAUAAAUUACAGUUUUAUGUGUAUUUCGAAAAAGGUGAGCCAUCCCUUUAAAUCUUAUUUAUGAUAUCUGUACUGCACUUGAUGUACAAACGCCACUAUAUAUUGUGAAUGUUUACCCCGUUUAAUGUUGUUAAACAUGAUUAGUUUAGUCCAUAUUUGUAUGAACAGUGAACAUGAAUGUAAACUUUGAAAAAUUGAAAACUAAAAUCCACAGAUUAUAGAUAGUACCAGAGCAUCUUGUUAAACACUGAAUACUAUGUUUUUUCUGAUAACUCUCUGGUGACACCUACUCCUGUCCCGGCCCUGUAACAAUAUAAUUACCAAACCAAAUUUUAUGUAUUUUCGUAUGUUGUUUGUAACUAAAUGUAACUGUACACUGCAUGCAGUACUGUACGUAACUAUAUCUAACCAAGUACUAUAAGCCAAGUUAAAGUAAAUUCGUGGAUUUAGGAAACACUGAAAACUUCAUCUUUGAUGAAGUUUUAUGUCUAACAGGUAAAAGUGUCAAUAGGGAUUUCAGCUCCUUUAAUGAUGUAACUAUUUGGUGUCAACAUUUCUGAGUGUUUUUACUUGAUUUUAGGAGCUAAAACCCCAUUUACACACUUUUCUUGGACACCCAGUAGUUGUAGAGUCCAUGAAUUGUGUAGAGUACAGUACUGUACAGUGUGUACACCGCGUGUGUGGCUGUGAAUGAACCAAUUUAUUGUCAAACUAAGGUUUCCUCCCUUGGAGCUCAUUAAACCCCUAGUAUUAGAAAUUAACACUAAUUAGUCUGAAAUUAAUUAAUAUUUUAUGUAUCCGCUCAUUAACUCGUCAACAUUGUAAACAACCCUCUCUCUAAAGGGACUGUCAACGUUUCUGUGAAUCAGAGAAUAACGUUUAUGUACAACAGUACAACGAUAAUUUUCAUCAAUUUUAGCAAAGAAAUUAGAUUUGCAGUCGCGAAAAACAGUAAAGUAAUUUUUUUUGUUUUCUUGCUUGAAUUUGAAAACUAAAUAGUGAAAACCAUAUUCUCAUUUUUACUUGAUAUAACUGCGGGAAAUAUUUUAACUUGUGCAAAAAACAGCUACAAAUUGCAAAAUUCUUUUGCGUAGGAGACACCAACUGUUUCUAUUUUAACUGACCAUUACUGCAAAAUUAACUCAACUCAAACAAGCUCUAAUUGAGUCGUAUAGUAAUAGUUUUACAAGGAAUAAAUUUUAUGCCGGAAAACCCCAGAUAUUUGGCAAAUCAAAAUACAUAUUGUCCAGAACUAAAUCAAUGACAUAACCAUUUAUGUCUAAAAUUAUAGAAAUCUUCAAAAAUACGUUGAUAAUCCCUUUAAAGGGGUUCAAAAUUAACUACAACAAAUUCUAUAAAUUGUACGCGAACACUCCCUUUAAUUUUACCUAAAUAACAUUUUUACCCCUGUACGCCUAAAAAUAGUGUUGUAAUGAAUGUUCUGUAAAUGAUGUUUGGCUGUAAUGGAUUCAGUGGAUUAAUAAAGAAACUUAAAUAAAUGAUUUAGAUAAAUACGUCUAAAUAUUUGAAUA